Vigna angularis (adzuki bean) is the source of this 624-nucleotide messenger RNA. RefSeq names its product rapid alkalinization factor. The transcript has a single exon. Bases 1 to 345 code for a protein of 114 amino acids. Lineage: Eukaryota; Viridiplantae; Streptophyta; Magnoliopsida; Fabales; Fabaceae. The record is from RefSeq and is a predicted model, not a curated record.
AUGUCAAGUGCUUCUUUUCUCUUGGCCAUGUUCUUGGUGGCUAUGUUCAUCGUUCCCUCCAUAGUAGGGGCAAUAGUUGAGCAGCGUGUAAGGUGGGUGCCUAAGACAACAGCACCAUGCCAAGGCUCCAUAGAAGAGUGCAUGGAAGAGGGUGAGUUUGGAAUGGACUCAGAGUCCCACCGGCGCAUUCUAGCGACCUCACAGUAUAUAAGCUACAAGGCGCUGCAACGUAACACUGUGCCAUGCUCAAGAAGGGGUGCUUCCUACUACAACUGCAAGCCAGGUGCAGAGGCUAAUCCAUACACCCGUGGCUGCCCCUCCAUCACCCGCUGCCGUAAUUCUUAGAAAAAUUACAACUUUCUGCAUGUUUGAGUUAAUGUUCUUCAGACUCAACUAUGUUUGCAAAAGGGUUGGAAGUGUAUUGGAAUAACUGUCACAACAAUUUGAAUGAACAGCAACUCAAACAUGCACUUAUUUUCAUUUUCUUACUCCUCUGCCUUCUAGUUAUGAUCACCUGGCUUGUUAUGUUUUACUUUGAAAGCUGUUUUAGUCUCUAUUUCUGUAAUUUUAUGUAAAUUAAUCUUCACUGGUGUGGCUACUGUUAAUAUAUUUGUGUUUUUUUUA